AAAGGCAGAAUUUUCAUUUUGGUUAAACUGUCCAUUUUAGUGUAUUAAUUCUGUUGACCAAUGAGCUUUUUUGGCUUUAAUAUGUGGCUAAGAACAGCAGGAUGGAGUGGGGUUUGCCCCUACCCUUUCAUAUGAGUGCUUAAUGUUUUCUGGCUUUCAAGCAGACAGUUCUAAAAAUAAUCCAUUUGCUGGUUGAGUUCUAUAUCAAGUUCCGGCUCAAUUCACCAGGAACACAAAGGCAGGACACCUUCUGUUGUACGGGGUUUGGGGUAGGAUUGGGGUGAAAGACUCUCUUCUAUUCUCCACUUCUUCUGGAGGGAUGGGGGAGCCGAAGGCAGAGGUCAAGGUGGUGGACGAAGAAACUGAUGCCAAGCCGCUGCUGGCAAAUAAGAAUGGGAAGAAAGCAGAGGCUGCGGGAGGAACCUCAUUCUUCACCUGGUUUAUGGUGCUGGCUCUCUUGGGUGUCUGGACCUCUGUAGCUGUGGUGUAUUUUGACCUUGUUGACUAUCAAGGUGUAAUUGCCAAAGCAAAGGACUUGCGCUAUAAUCUUUCAGAGGUAUUACAAGGUAAACUUGUAUCCUAUGAUGCUGAUGGUGAUGGAGACUUUGAUGUGGAAGACGCAAAAGUACUACUAGGAUUGAAAGAUAAGCCUUUCAUUGUGACCAGUGAAUCAGUUGAGGAGGCCCCUGCUGAACGUGUGGAAGAAGAUACAGAGCCUAUUGUGGAGGAAGAGAUCCAUGCCACUAAAGUUGAGGAAGCAGCUCGGCCACUAUCAGAACCAGAGACUGUGGAGGAAGAGCCUGUGGCAGUGGAGGAAGAGCUUGUUGCAGCAGCAAAUGAACUAACUGAAGAAGAACCAGAGGCUGAAGAGGAGCAUGAAGUUCCUGAGGAAGAACCUGAAGUUGUGGAGGAAGAGCCAGAGGUUGAGGAAGAUUCCACUGCAGAGGCUAUUGAGGAGACUACAGAAGAGGCUACACCAGCAGAAGAGACGGUUGAAGAACUAGUUGAGGAAUCAUUACCACUCGAGGAAGUGGUAGAGGAUGUUGUUGCAGAUGAAGUGCAGUCACUAGAGGAAGCUGCACUAGUAGAAGAAGCAGUAGAAGAAGCAGUAGAAGAAGCAGUAGAAGAAGCAGUAGAAGAAGCUGCACCAGUAGAAGAAGUGGUAGAGGAAGCUGAAGCAGUAGAGGAGGUGGCAGAAGAGGCUUCACCUGUAGAGAACGUGGUGGAGGAGGUUGCACCAGUGGAAGAACCUGUAGAAGAAGUAGUUGAAGAGGCUUCACCAGUGGACAAAGCUGUAGAGGAGGCUGAACCUGUAGAAGAAGCUGUAGAGGAGGCUGAACCUGUAGAAGAAGCUGUAGAGGAGGCUGAACCAGUAGAAGAAGCUGUAGAGGAGGCUGAACCUGUAGAAGAAGCUGUAGAGGAGGCUGAACCUGUAGAAGAAGCUGUAGAGGAGGCUGAACCUGUAGAAGAAGCUGUAGAGGAGGCUGAACCUGUAGAAGAAGCUGUAGAGGAGGCUGAACCAGUGGAAGAGGCUGUUGAGGAGGCUGAACCAGUGGAAGAAGCUGUAGAGGAGGCUGAACCAGUGGAAGAAGCUGUUGAGGAAGCUGAACCAGUAGAAGAAGCUGUAGAGGAGGCUGAACCAGUAGAAGAUGAUGUUGAGGAGGCUGAACCAGUAGAAGAUGAUGUUGAGGAAGGUGAACCAGUAGAAGAUGAUGUUGAGGAAGGUGAACCAGUGGAAGAAGCUGUUGAGGAAGCUGAACCAGUGGAAGAAGCUGUUGAGGAAGCUGAACCAGUGGAAGAAACACUUGAAGAUACAGAUGAGGAGUCAGCCCCUGUUGAAGAAACAGUAACAGAAGAGGAACUAAUAGAAGCAGCUGAGGCUGUUCUGGAGCAUGAGGAAGUACAAGACUCCAAGGUGGAGGAAUCAGGGCUCGAGGAAGAGAGUAUGGAAAACGAGGAGGACACAGCAGCUGAGGAAGAUCAGUUUGAGGAGGACAUUGCAGAGGAACAAUUUGAAGAAGAGCCCACAGAAACAUAAAACACUGGGCACUGUGUAAGAUACAGAGAUGGUCAGCACCACAUGACAUUCCACUGAAAGUGAGCAGCUGCCAAUUCCCACCAUAGAUUUAAAAAAUUUGAACGCAACUUGUACUCUUUAAUUUUUUUAAUUUUCUUUCCUGAUGUUGAUUAUUGAUCACAGUCUUUUGGUUAGGAGUACAACUUUUUUGAAUGUUUUGUCAACUUUUGUUUGGUUGUUUGAUUUUCCACUUUUUUCACUUUCCUCGUACAUUGAUGUGAAGUAGCCUUUUUUGAAUGAUCAUGGAUGACAGUUUGGUUGGAGUUUCCUAUCAUGUGUACACUUUCCUGUUGCUUUGUAGCGCUGAGAACUUCACAUUUUAUUCAGCAUGUAAUUAAUCAGCGUCUCUCUCUUUUUAAAUCAUUUGUCGGAAUAAUAUAAAACAUAAUUUUUGCUUUAAUGUAAAGGUACUAUGCAAAGCUGCACUGAUAUUUCGCUAUGAUUUCACCAUUAAGUUUAGUACUACCAAUAUGUAUUGAGUCUACAUUUCCAAUGAUGCAUAUCAAGGACAAGUUUAUGCUGGCAGGUUAACCAAGAUAAUUAUUAUGUGAUCUGUAUGUGGAGUGAAUGGGCGUGCAUGUGCAUGUUUUUUUGUGUUUGUCUUAUUGCAUGUUCAUGUUUAACUUUAUUGUGAAACAGUUUUUGUGCCACUUUGUCAUGUUAUUUCCUCAAUUGUCUUAUUUUUUUUUUUUUAGCUUUCAACAAUUUAGUACCUCUGUUAAUGUUCUCAAUACUGUAACUAUUUGUUUUGCUUGAUGAAAGCAGAGAGUUUGUUUUUGCAUUUUUUUCAUAUACAGGAAAGUAUUUUAAAAGACAAAAUCAUAGGUUUACCCGCCUCCAUUUAGUCUUUUUUUUUAUUGACAGAUUUUCUUUUGUCAGUAAGUUGCGUUCUAUCAUGUGAACUUUUGAAUGUUAUCCUGCUCUUUGACUUAGAAGUACAGCUAAUGUAAGCCAAGACAAUAAAUGUCAGUGCUUCGAAGGCUCAUUAUUUGACAAGCUCUCUGUUCCAGUGAGACACUCCAGCUGCUGUGCAGUAUUGUAUGAUGCCUAUGUGGCAGGGAAACUGAGUUUAGUGAAACAGUGUUUGAGAAGUGUCAUCUAAUGCAAUAACUGGUUAAUAAUGCUCACGUAAAUAGUGCUUCAAGUAUGAAGCAACCUAUUUUACAAAUGUUUUUAUUUUUAUAUCAAUGGAUAGACUUGUGCUUUUUGUGGGAUAUCAUUAGUCAGUACAUGCUAAUUAAUUUGUCUGAAGUAAUUUACUACUAUUGACACAAACAGAAAAGACACCCUUUUGUUGGCUCGAUUCAGAAGGGAAUCUUGAUUCUAAGGUUAUCUUGUCAUUCUAAUAUCUUACCAAGACAAAAUUAGUUUGUAUUUACUAUUAAUGGUUCUGUCGUCAUUGUUGUCAUGAUUAUUACAACACAAUGUAGCUCUCAUCCUUGAUACAGAGUAAAUGGCUAUUAAAUUGAAAACGGGUUGGAUCUUUUGAAGGAAACUCAAUUCUGGCUCCUGAAUUGUUCCACUGUGGAUGAAUUUUUUUUUCUCAUUGUGGUGUUAUAUGUACACUGUGGUUUUGCGGGGCCUGCCAGAAUACAUUUUGUUUAUGUGAUAAGCUUUAGGAAAUGCUGCAAAUCUCUUCAAACAAUGCUUUCUCAACCUACAAGUGGCUGCAAUAUAGUUUUUAGGGUUUCCUUUUCUAUAACACUACAGGGUGUUUUUAACCCUUAAUACUUUUGAAGUCAAUGUGAAUUCUUUUUAGUGGUACAUAAUACAAACUUUUUCUUUUUCUUUUAGGAUUUAAGGAUUUCAAUUAUUAUUAUUAUUAUUUUGUUUUUAAUGUUUUGACAGUUUAUAGUCAAACAAAAUUAAUUUUACAAAAGUGUUAAUUCUCAAAGCCAUAUGUAAAGGUUGGAUUUAGCAGCCUUCGUAAGGACCGGACUUCAAGGGACAGACACCUUACAACUAGCAAUAAAACGAUUGUAAAGAGGUCAUUUUUUUAUUGUAGUUCAAGUAAACAGAAUUUUACUCAAGGCUUUUUAUUCAGAUGUUUACAUGAAAUCCUGCUGUAUAGGCUAACUUGUUUUAAGUUAUUGAAAUAUUGCAAUUUUAGGGAGUUUUGGGUGACUUCACAAAUCUGCAAACAACUGUAAAUGUUUUGUUCGAGUGCUGCAAUAAAGGUUGGGGACA
Molecule: messenger RNA, 4264 nt
Organism: Xyrauchen texanus (razorback sucker)
Lineage: Eukaryota; Metazoa; Chordata; Actinopteri; Cypriniformes; Catostomidae
Gene: asph
Product: aspartate beta-hydroxylase
Exons: 10
Coding region: 320-2038 (572 amino acids)
Biological process (GO): peptidyl-aspartic acid hydroxylation
Cellular component (GO): membrane; endoplasmic reticulum
Molecular function (GO): peptidyl-aspartic acid 3-dioxygenase activity
Source: RefSeq, a predicted model, not a curated record